Molecule: messenger RNA, 804 nt
Organism: Meira miltonrushii
Lineage: Eukaryota; Fungi; Basidiomycota; Exobasidiomycetes; Exobasidiales; Brachybasidiaceae
Product: S-adenosyl-L-methionine-dependent methyltransferase
Exons: 1
Coding region: 61-771 (236 amino acids)
Biological process (GO): peptidyl-lysine monomethylation; peptidyl-lysine dimethylation
Cellular component (GO): cytoplasm
Molecular function (GO): protein-lysine N-methyltransferase activity
Source: RefSeq, a predicted model, not a curated record
GGAAAUGUCAAUUGGCAAGAAAUACUUUCUUCUUACUCUCUCAUAUACAAGUAAUCGAAGAUGUCAUCAAACGGACAUGAGGCAAGUACGUCUCUACCAAGCUCAAAGUUGGGCACACAAGAACAUUGGGAUGACGUGUACAAUCGAGAAGUGAAAAACUUCGACGAGAUUGGCGAUGAAGGAGAGGUGUGGUUCGGGGAAGAUGCAGUUGAAAGAAUGGUAGACUUUCUAGAACGUGAGGCAGAAGAUGGAAAUUUACCACAAGAUCUUCAUGUGUUGGAUCUGGGAACAGGAAAUGGUCAUUUGCUAUUUGCUUUACUGGAAUUGGACGAGCCACUCGCAAAAUCGGAGCAUAUGCUUGGGAUAGAUUAUUCGGCACCCUCGGUCGAUCUUUGCAAACGAAUUGCAGUCGCUAGGGGUGAAGAUGCACAAAAAGUACGGUUCAAGCAGAUAGACUUUCUGCAAAAUGUAGAAGCACUCAAGCAUGAACGAUGGAAUUUGGUAUGUGAUAAGGGUACCCUUGACGCAAUUGCUCUUUCAGCUGCUUCCGAGGAUAAAGCGACUCCUAUCUCGCAAUACGUCCAAUCACUAGAAAAGAUUACUAUAAAAGAGGACAUCUUUCUCAUCACAUCAUGCAACUUCACCGAACAAGAGCUAAUACGAAUCUUCAAAGAGAGCUUCGAAGUGUAUCACGUCGUACCUGUGCCAUCUUUUUCCUUUGGCGGACAAAAAGGAUCAACAACUGUUACGAUAGCUUUCCAACGGGAGUGAUAGAAUCUAUGAUAGAAAACAUGCUGUUAUAAU